Molecule: messenger RNA, 2026 nt
Organism: Sarcophilus harrisii (Tasmanian devil)
Lineage: Eukaryota; Metazoa; Chordata; Mammalia; Dasyuromorphia; Dasyuridae
Gene: LPCAT3
Product: lysophosphatidylcholine acyltransferase 3
Exons: 12
Coding region: 110-1735 (541 amino acids)
Biological process (GO): phosphatidylcholine biosynthetic process; lipid modification
Cellular component (GO): membrane
Molecular function (GO): 1-acylglycerophosphocholine O-acyltransferase activity; lysophospholipid acyltransferase activity
Source: RefSeq, a predicted model, not a curated record
CUGUGGGCGGGCUCCAGGCUGGAGUUGAGGUGAAGCUGUUGCGCCUUGCCCACAAGCGUGGCGCGCGAAGUGGGGUGGGGGGCGUCCCACGGGGGCGCCCGGAGUUAAGAUGGCGACGGCAGCUGAUCAGGACGUAGAGACGACAGCCCAGCUAGUGGUCGGGGUCCUGCGUGCUGGGGUCGAGGCACAGUGGCUCGGGAAGUUGUCGGCGUACCUUGGUGCCUCAGAGCAGGCGUUGCGGCUCAUCAUCUCCAUCUUCUUAGGAUACCCCUUUGCCUUGUUUUAUCGACAAUUCCUUUUCUACAAGGAUUGCUACCUCAUCCAUCUCUUCCACAUUGUUACAGGCCUCUCAAUUGCCUAUUUUAACUUCGGAAACCAGCUCUACCACUCUCUGACAUGUGUGGUGCUACAGUUCCUCAUUCUUCGGCUGAUGGGCCGCACUAUAACUGCUGUCUUGACCACCUUCUUCUUGCAGAUGGUCUACCUUCUUGCUGGUUACUAUUACACAGCCACAGACAAUUAUGACAUCAAGUGGACAAUGCCACAUUGCGUCUUGACCUUGAAAUUGAUCGGUCUGGCUGUUGACUACUAUGAUGGAGGGAGAGAUUGGAAUUCGUUGUCUGUUGAGCAGCAAAAAUAUGCCAUUUUGAGAGUCCCUUCCUUGCUGGAAAUUGCUGGUUUCUCCUACUUUUAUGGGGGCUUUUUGGUGGGACCCCAGUUCUCCAUGAACAAUUACAUGAAGCUGGUGCAAGGACAGAUGACUAAUGUACCAGGGAAGAAACCCAACAGCAUACUACCUGCUCUCAAGCGUCUCAGUUUGGGCCUCUUCUACCUGGUGGGCUACACACUGCUCAGUCCUUACAUCACAGAAGACUAUCUGCUCACUCAGGAGUACGAAAACAGCCCAUUCUGGUUCCGAUGCCUCUACAUGCUAGUUUGGGGCAAGUUUGUGCUCUACAAGUAUGUCACCUGUUGGCUGGUCACGGAAGGUGUGUGCAUCCUGACCGGGCUGGGCUUCAAUGGCUGGGACGAGAAGGGACACCCCCUGUGGGACGCUUGUGCCAACAUGAAAGUGUGGCUGUUUGAGACCACACCGCGAUUCACCGGCACCAUCGCCUCUUUCAACAUCAACACCAAUGCCUGGGUGGCUCGCUACUUUUUCAAGAGACUCAAGUUCCUUGGGAACAAAGUGGUAUCCCAGGGCCUGUCCCUCCUUUUCUUGGCCCUGUGGCAUGGGCUGCAUUCCGGCUACCUGAUCUGCUUCCAGAUGGAAUUCCUCAUCGUUAUUGUGGAGAGACAGGUGGGACACAUACACUACACUGGAAAAGUGAGUAGCAGUGAGGGCCAGGUGUUGACUUUGCAUUCCUGUCUGUCUCUUCCAGGUUGCCACCUUAAUUACAGAGAGCCCAGUCUUGAACAAGCUGGCAUCCAUCACUGCCCUCAAGCCCAUCUUCUACCUAGUGCAGCAGACCAUUCACUGGCUUUUCAUGGGUUAUUCUAUGACUGCCUUUUGCCUUUUUACCUGGGACAAAUGGUUCAGAGUCUACAAGUCUAUCUACUUUCUUGGCCAUGUUUUCUUCCUGAGCCUCCUAUUCAUAUUGCCUUAUGUUCGCAAAAUAAUGGUGCCAAGAAAAGAAAAAUUAAAGAAAGCAGAGUAAUCUGCCUCCCUGAUGGCCUAAAAUGGGACUGGUACAGGAACUACUGCCUCCCUUUUCAUAGGACUCCUUUGCCCUGAGAACAUGCAGAAGACAAAACCAGGGACUGGGAAGGAAGGCAUGGCAGCUGCCAGCAGGUCUCUUCUGCCAGCUAAGGGGAAAGAAACCUUAGGGGAGUGUGGAGGGACCCAUUGCCUUAUCUCUCCCCUUCCAGCCGGGAAUCUUUUCUGCUGAUUUACUAUGAUUCUACACGUGCGGAUACCACAGGCACUUCCUGGUGAAAGGGAAGGGACACAGGUUCUACCUGCUUCAUUUUUCUACCUUGGAAUUGUACCAGAUAAAACCACUUCUGUUUGUUGUUCAGUUUUUCA